Caenorhabditis angaria is the source of this 3099-nucleotide messenger RNA. The record is from the annotation of a GenBank genome assembly. NCBI's taxonomy places the organism in Eukaryota, Metazoa, Nematoda, Chromadorea, Rhabditida, Rhabditidae.
AUGCCAUCUGCAAUAGUUGAUAGACAGUUUAAUAUGAACACUUCAUGGAGACCACCACCUUAUAAUGGUUUGUUUUUUAGCUUUCUCUACAAAGAGAAAUUAUCAAAAUCAUUGAGUUUCAGAGAUUAUCCCCGAUAGAAAUGAUGAAAUCAAUGAAUGGACCACAUCCGCCUCUCGACGACAUCCAAAAAGGCCUGAUCCAAACGCGGAUGGAGCUUAUGAAGGUGGCCCGAUGAAUAUGCGCGGUUAUCUGUAUUAUCCAAAAACCAAAAAAUACUUCAAAAUGACGAAUGAACUUUCGGGAAUUCGGAAUGGCGCCUCAUUCAAUGCAAAUAGUGUGCAGGAGCGAAGGAAUCAACAACGAGAUGAGAAAUUCGCCACAAAUCGACCGAGAUUCAUUUCUGGAUCGUUUAUACAACGACCGGUUAUCAAACCGAUGCAUAGUUUGAUGGCAGGUUAGACAACAUUUGAUUUGAGAUGAGAAAAAUUGAAUUAUGAUUGGUUUUUAGGUCUGGAACUCGGUGGGUCUCGUAUUCCUCAAAUUCAACGUCAAAUCGAUGAGAUGCGAUUAUUGAAUCAUACACCAAGACCAAGUUUCGUAUUGAAAGUGAGUUGAGAUAUGAUUCUGCGGGUAGAGGGAAGAUCGCGUGGCAGAGUUGGCCGGAUUUUUUGAGCUGGAUAACCCGAAAGCACCCAAAAAUUCUGCAAUUUGCCACGGGAUAUCUUAUUUCGAACCUUGUUUCAAUUUUUAAAACCUCGUAUUUUUCCAGAAUCCCAUCAAAGAAUCUGGAGAUGUGAUUGGUUGCGAGUUUCUUGAAGUCAAUGAAGAAGGAAAUCGGAUAAUUGGUAUAUUCCUCAUCUUCUUUCUAAUAAUCACCUCGAUUUCUCUUUUUUUCAGGCAGUUUUCCAAUCGGCGAUCCAUACAGUGGAAUGUCGAAACGACAAUAUUCAUCGGUUUAUGUGUUCAACGUGGAUACAAAUGAAAAAUUGGCAGAGUAAGCUUAUUUAUUAUACUAUUUUAUUUAGAUUUAAUUGAAAUCCAUUUAUUUUGUUCAUUUUUCAGCGAAGAAUGUCGAAAGAAAUCAAGAGGAGAUUGCAAUUCGAAUGGCUAUAAUACAAUGGGUUCGUGUUUUUUGAAAAGAGAAGGGUCAUGUGUUUUUUUUUGUUAUCAGUUGUUUUUACACAUAUUUUUUGAUAAGAGAAAAAAACGAAGAGUAAGGGAAUUUUCGAGUUUUGAUUUUUUCUUGGUGGGAAAACAGGAAAUUUUUGAAAGCGUUAAAAACUUCUCACAAGGGAAAUUCAUGCAUGAGGUCCCGGAGUCAGCUUUUGAAACGACCAAUUUUUGACUUCAGGACCGUGAUUUGUGUGGUCGAUUCAGUAAAUUUCACUAUUUUUUAUCAAAAGUUCAUUCCGGGACCUCGUGAAUGAGUUUUUGGUACAAAAAUGUCUGAACCAUCUCCUACACCUUAAACUGUAUUAUAUUUGUAGGUCUCGUCAUCCAACCUGUAAAUACUCAAAGAAUCAACCAUAAUAAUAGAAAUUAUGCAGCAUUUCAAUUUGAAGAUUUCAUUGUCGAUCAAACGCUUGCAAAAAUAGACAAAGAUGUGACUUGUUUGUUGACUGUGACAGCACAAGAUAUAAUGGAUCCAAUAACGAAUGCUGUUACUUCACAAUCAAAUUUUCAUGCUAAUCCACUUGUUGAUAUUAGUAAUCCAAACUGGUGCGUAUUUUUUUUUGAAAUUGGAAAAUUUAGAGAAGUUAGGCUUCGGAACUCUUUGUAACUUUGGAAUAGGAUUUUUGAAAUAAUCCAACAAGUUUCCCCCAUAAAUUUCACCAUUUAUUUUUUUGCAGCCUAUUCAGCACAUUAUCUAAAUCAUGCCCAAUUUAUAAUACUCGCUGGCGAAACACCGGCCAAAUUUGGAGUCUUGGAUUCAACGAAAAAAUGAUGGGAGUCAGUUUUGGUUUGGAGGAUCAUUUUCGGAUUCAUGAUAUUGUUGCGGAUAAAGGAUUUAGUAUUUCGAGCAAAAAGAAAAAUGUCAUUUCACAUGAUUAUUCUGCAGAUGGAAAUUUGGUGAUAAUGGGAUUGAGAAGCGAUGAUUUGAUAAGAUCUGAUUUGCGAUUGAGAAGUCAUCAUAUUACUGGAUCAUUGAGAGGAACAAGAUCGACGUCGUUUGUUAAAAUGUUGAAAACAGCACAUCCUGAUUGUUUUGUUGCUGAAGGUUUUGAUAAUCGGGUUAGUUUUAUUUUAUUUUUUAAUUUUAGAUUGAAAUUGAAAAUUAAAUGAUUAUUGCAGGCUGGAUUAUGGGAUCUUCGUUUCACAAAUCGUCCGCUUUUAUCAUUCAAAGGACAUCGAAAUCAACAUUAUCGAAUGUCGUGUUUUGUUGAUCCGAAGGAGCGAUUCUUCUUUGCUGGUAAGUUUUUUAGUGGUUUGGAAAUUGGUUAGGAGCAGAUAAAUUCCCGCUCGCAACUCGGUUAGAAAAAAAAAAUCAAUUUUCAUGUUUUUUCUCACUGUUUCAAUUAUUAUUGAAAUUUCUGGUUUGAAAAUUCAACUGUUAAAGAACUAGGUUUUCAUCCAAUCUUUAUAAAUUAACUCUAAAAAAUGACAAAAAUUAAUUUGAAAGUAAUCGAAAAAUAAGAUUUGGAAAUGAAAAAGUGAAAAAAAAAUGAAAAAUUUUAAUUGAACUCUUCUGUUUCCAAGUUAAUUUUCAAUAUAUUAAAAUGUUUCAAAAAAUCUAAUUCAACCCCUCCCAUUCAAAAAUCACCUAUAUAUUUUUUGCAGUUGGCGAUGAUGGUGUAACUCGCGGUUGGUCUCUGAUGUCUGGUGAUAUGCUGUGCUCAAUUCGAUCUCCUCGCCCCGAAACCUUUCAACAAAUCGAUUUUCCACGUGUCGUUUAUUCGGAUUCUUGGGGUGGAAAAGCUGGCAAUUCAGCUGUUGUUGUUGCUGUUGGUGACUCGAUUCGUGUACAUCAAUUGGAUUUGUAAAAAUAAAAAUAACAAGUGAGUUUUCUUUUCGAAAAAAUUUUGAAAUUCAAAAUAACAUUUUUCAGAUUUUCUUCACAAAUUUUAUAUUCUACUGGUAAUCAAAUAAAUAAAAAAUAA